AUGUAUAAAUAUAGAUUGAGUUUAUUGUUCUUAUUAUUGGUGUUGUUGAUGGUCAAUAUUGAUUCAUCAUUAUCCAAAAGUAUUGAAAAUGAGAGUCAUCAAUGGUCUACUCUAUUAUCACCACACGACUAUAGUCCUACAAUGAAAUGGCGACUACUUCGUAAUCGUGCCAUUGAUUUAGGUUGGGAAACUCAAGAUCAUAAAAAAGAUAUUCAAUCAAUAUCUAUAUCGAAUUCGACAGAGUAUAUAGUUAGUUGUUCAGAUGAUGGCUAUGCCAAGUUUCAUCGAGUGUUAAUGUAUCCGAAUCUCUAUCCCGAUUGGAGUCAUCUCUAUUAUGGCGAGCUGAAAUUGAGGGACAACGUUCGACAUCACCAAUGUCAAUUGACACCCGACCAGAAACAACUCAUUACACUCUCAACCGAUAGUCAAUACACCUAUAUCGAUAUAUAUAAUCACGAAGAGAUUGACAAAACGAAAUAUAGAAUAGAUAAUAGAUUGCCAUUGACCUCUUUGAAUAAUAACAACACCGAUAUCAAUCAUCGUCUAUCAAACAUCACUCGAUUCACAAUAGUAUUUCCACAGGAUGAUUAUAAUGAAAUUUGGUGGAAUAACAGCAUCAGCAUAACUAAUAAAAACAACAAUAAUAAUAAUAAUAGUUUUAAAUCUAUAAAGUAUAAUAAUAAUGAUAAUGAUAAUGAUAAGGAUAAUAGUAAGAAGAUAAUUAAAAAGUUAUUAAUAUCACCGGAUGGAAAUAUUUUAAUGGUUGUAUUGGAUAGUAGUAAGUUAUUGAUACAGUAUAAGGACGGUAGAGAAAUGGAUACGAUUAAAUUGGAUUUCGAAUUGCUGGAUAUUGUAUUCUUGGCUGUCGAUAAGCAGCAUAGUGAUUAUAAUCAACAGUUUAUGAUUGUUCCAAAAUAUACAACUCAUAAUACAUCGUCAGAUAAACCAUUCGUUGUACUCUAUUCGUUGAGUGACGCAACCGAGCAGUGGGAGACAAAAAACAUCAUCACACCUUCAUUAUUCCCAUUCCUAAAGAUUAAUACACAUUCAUCUAAACCUUGUCAAGCUUCAACAUCAUCCUCAACAUCAUCAUCAUUCACAACAACUACUUCUCCUACCAUUAUUUCAUUCAUGGAUGUAGAGAAUACCGUACAUAUCACUCGGUUAGAGAGGAAUAGAUUAAAGCUGGUUAGAUCAUUUCCAAGUAGUAGUGGUAGUGGUGGUGGUAGUGGUGUCAAUAGUAGUAGUAGUAGUUCAAACGCGAUAAUGAGAUUCUCAAAAGAUGCACACUAUCUAGUGGUAAAAUAUCCAUCAACCAAUGAGUUGGUUAUCUAUAGGAAUCAUGCUAAUGACUAUGCUCUCCAUUCUGUUAUUGACUUGGAGUCGUUGGAAACCAGCGAGUUUCAGUUGUUCAACUUGAGAUAUUACUAUCUGGUGGUAGGUACAACUGGUGGACAUUUGAAUUACUUCCGUGAGACAGUACCAACGGUUGUUACGGCGUGCGACGGAUUGGCACGCCAGCUCAGUUUCUAUCUGGAACCACCACCCGCAACCUACCAACCGACUGUCGAACACGACGGUAUCUUCAAUGCAUCGGCCAUCCAAACCACCCGACUCCUUCUAAUCAUCGUAGCCGUUCUUCACAUUGGAAUCGUACAAUCAUCUGUCAAAUCGAUCGAAUCGUUUAUCAUUAGUAAACUAUCGAUUUUCCGUAUACUAUUUUCACCGGUUGUCUUUUACAUCGGUGUAUUGGCGAUCGCUGGACUGUCAGCCUAUGAAAUCAUCUUUCAGAGUACAUUUACCAACGAUUGGCCAGCACAUAUUCAUCAUAUCGAGCAAUGGUUGAACACUCCGAAAACUCAACCACUUUGGACACCAAACUUUGACAGUGGACCACCAGCACCGUCAGAUUCUCUUACUUCAUCAUCGUUUGAUUUCGACUAUUCACAUUUCAUGCAUUAUCACGGUCCUUGUACCUAUCCAGCUGGAUUCCUUUACUUGUAUGGAAUACUCUAUUACCUUACAGGUAGAGGUUCACUCCAAGCAUUCCAAAUCAUCUGGGCACUGAUGGAGAUAUGUAAUUUCAUUACGAUCAAGAAGAUAUGUGAUCGAUUGAAACUACCGAUCAUAUUAGCUAUACUUCCAAUUAUAUCGAACCGACUACAUCUCUACAAUGUUAGAGUUGUUAUCAAUGAUUUUCCAUCAACAUUUAUACUACAUCUAUCUAUUUUGCUCUUAUUAAACAAACAAUAUAAAAGGUUCUCUGUUUUAUUUUCAUUCUUGGUAUCAUUGAAAUUAAAUUAUAUAUUCUAUUCACCAGCAAUACUGUUUAUAUUCGCCAAUACACUCCCAUUUAGUAGUAUUUUAACAAAUCUAUUUAUAAUGGGUGCAUUACAGAUUAUUAUUGGUAUUCCAUUCCUAUUAACCAAUCCUAUUGCCUACAUAACAAUUGCAUAUGAUAUAAGUAGAACUCUUCUCUGGGAGAAAACUAGAAACUUUAAAUUUGUUGGAAGAGUAAUAUAUGAUUCAUCUUAUUUCAAUAUAACUUUAUUAUUAUUAUUGAUAACAACUAUAAUUAUAUUCUUAAUUAGAAUGUGGAUAACAUUAGACAAUCUAAAGAGUGAUCAUAAAUCAUCAACAUCAGCAAAGACUGCUAAUUCAACAACAUCUAUUAUCAAUAGCAACAUAGCUAAUGAAAACAUCAAAUUAUAUAGAGAUAGAGCAAUGUUGUUUGUUUUCUUAUUUGUUAAUUUCUUGGCGAUUACAUUUGCUCGAGGUCUUUAUACACCAUUCCUAUGUUGGUAUUUCUACACCUACCCGAUAGUACUAUACUUUGCUGGCUAUCCAUAUAGUUUUAUCAUUGCAUUCUUUGUGGCACAUGAAUACCUAUUCCGAUUCUUCAAAGAUCUACUCUUUGAGAUGAACGCUACCUACAUCUAUUUCCUACUAAACAUUUUCACAGUAUUUAAUGUAUUGAUAGCUGGUAGAGUAAACUUAAAAACACACACAUCAAAUAACAACAAUAACAACAGCAACACAAUAAAUCUACAAAAAGAAAAGAAGAAUAACUAA
Heterostelium album PN500 is the source of this 3072-nucleotide messenger RNA. RefSeq lists its product as uncharacterized. NCBI's taxonomy places the organism in Eukaryota, Evosea, Eumycetozoa, Acytosteliales, Acytosteliaceae. Gene Ontology annotation, molecular function: protein binding; dol-P-Man:Man(5)GlcNAc(2)-PP-Dol alpha-1,3-mannosyltransferase activity. Gene Ontology annotation, cellular component: endoplasmic reticulum. The record is from RefSeq and is a predicted model, not a curated record. The coding region runs from base 1 to 3072 and encodes 1023 amino acids. The transcript has 5 exons.